Molecule: messenger RNA, 177 nt
Organism: Funneliformis geosporum
Lineage: Eukaryota; Fungi; Glomeromycota; Glomeromycetes; Glomerales; Glomeraceae
Source: the annotation of a GenBank genome assembly
CAAUGAAUCAAAAUUAUACUCCAUCAGAUCUUAAAUUAGCCCACCAAAUUGUCCAAGAAGAUUUAUUUAAUUCACUAACCCAGUUAAAAAACGGUGAAAGCUUAAGAUUAGGUAAUUUAGGUAAAUUUACUAAAAAAGAACACCAAAUUAAAAGUGCUCUGUUUAAAGAUAAAUUAG